Messenger RNA from Rhincodon typus (whale shark), 2542 nucleotides. Its product is annotated as growth factor receptor-bound protein 14-like. NCBI's taxonomy places the organism in Eukaryota, Metazoa, Chordata, Chondrichthyes, Orectolobiformes, Rhincodontidae. Gene Ontology annotation, biological process: negative regulation of insulin receptor signaling pathway; insulin receptor signaling pathway. Gene Ontology annotation, cellular component: cytoplasm; plasma membrane. The transcript is spliced from 13 exons. The record is from RefSeq and is a predicted model, not a curated record. The coding region runs from base 192 to 1547 and encodes 451 amino acids.
UUCACAUAGGCUCAGUGACAUUUGUUGAUCCUUUAACUCAGUACUAUGUUUUGGUAGCAGCCUCUAUGCAAUGACAAAGGAAUUUUGUGUACAGUGUAUUGAGUCUGCAAAGAAUUUUUUCAGAAUUUCCAUUAACCACAUAGAUUGGUCUUUCUCGGUUGCUUAAUGGUCACACAUUUUGAAGAGCAGACAUGAGCUUGCAUGCACGACGAGUCACAUUGCCUGCAAUCACUCCACUUUUACUGCAGAAACGGGUCAUUAAAGUAUUUAAUGAAGAUAGCACCAGUCAGACAUUGGAGGUACCAAAUGACAUCAUAGCUCGUGAUGUCUCUCAGUUGUUUCUCAUGAAAAAUCACUGUGUCAAUGACAAUACCUGGACACUCAUCGAGCACCUUCCUCAUCUUGACAUGGAAAGAAUUGUAGAAGAUCAUGAAUCAGUGACUCAGUUCCAAUCAACCUGGGGGAUGGACAGUGACAGCAGACUAUAUUUCAGAAAAAAUUAUGCAAAAUAUGAAUUCUUUAAAAGCCCUUCAUAUUUUCCAGAGCACAUGGUGUCUAGUUGCAGUGAGACAAAUGGAAGUUUAAGUCAUUCUCAGUUAAUACAGAAUUUCUUGAAUUCAAGCACGUAUCCUGAGGUUCAUGGUUACCUUCAUGCUAGAGAACAAGGAAAAAAGAUGUGGAAGAAAUGUUACUUUGUCUUGAGAAGAUCUGGGUUAUACUUUUCGACAAAGGGAACAUCUAAGGAGCCAAGACAUUUACAAUUUGUGGCUGAGUUUAGUGAAAGCAACGUUUACACUCUAUUAUCAGCAAGGAAGAUGUAUGGAGCACCGACAAAUUUUGGAUUCUGCAUCAAGCUUCACAAAUCCAGACGUACCAGGGACCUGAAGUUACUUUGUGCAGAAGAUGAACAGAGUAGAAUGUGUUGGGUGACAGUGAUUCGACUUUUUAAGUAUGGAAUACAACUGUACCAAAACUAUAAAACACCACAGAAAAGGAGAGAUAGCCUUACUUCACUGAACUCAUCACCAAUGAGAAGCGUCUCAGAAAAUUCUCUGGUAGCUAUGGACUUCUCUGGACACAAAGGAAGAGUAAUUGAAAAUCCGAUGGAGGCACUUACAGUUGCUACUGAGGAGGGGUUGGCAUGGCGGAGGAGAAGCUGUCAUCGUUUGAACGCAUAUGGAAGUCCAACCACAUCGCAGAGCACUACAUCGUGUCAAGCCAUUCAUAGGAUGCAGCUAUGGUUUCAUCACCGACUCUCCAGAGAUGAAGCUCAAAAACUUUUAGAACAACAAGGUCUUGUGGAUGGGAUGUUUUUACUACGGGACAGUCAAAGUAACCUGAAAAGUUUUGUUUUGUCACUGUGCCAUUGUCAGAAGAUAAGGCAUUUUCAGAUUGUACCGCUAGAAGAAGAUGGAGAAUUGUACUAUUCCCUGGACGAGGGUCACACCAAAUUUACUGAUCUUAUCCAGCUUGUGGAUUUUUACCAACUCAACAAGGGCGUGCUGCCUUGCAAACUGAAACACCACUGUGCUCGAAUUAUACUGUAAUCUCUGAAGCCUAUCUCAGCUCAUCUGGAGUUUGUGAAUAACAAGUGCAGUGUGGGCUGAGGACAAAUACAUCAGAACUCUGCAAGGGAACUUGUUAAUGUCCUUUGUGUCUCAAAGCAAGUAGAGACUGAGAGGAAUCAGAUUGUUAACUUCAUACAAGUCAGAACCUGUGGCUGAUUUCAUCCGAUUUGUACUUGAGGAUCACUAUUUCUGUUAAAAACCAGAUUAUCAGAACAAAGUAAAUAAAUGAAUUUAAGCUAUAGUGCUCAAGGGAAGCAAUCUUGAGAAAUCCGUUUCUGCUUAACAAGUGAUUUUUUUAUGAUACUUUGAAGUGGCAUUAUCGUUCAUUGCAUACCAUGAAUAUUAAAGUGCAAUGUUUGCCAGGAGGUUGAUUCAUCAAAUGAAGAAAAUGAUCAUUAGGACUAUUAGCAAAACAAUCUUAAUUGCUAAUUUCAAAGUUACCAGAUUCAGACAAGUGCCUUUUUGUUUGGAAGUUGAGAACUGUGCUUUGAAUUAACUUUUGGUGGAUAUUGUGUGUGAAGGAAAAUGAUUGCAGUGUAUUUGUACAUACAGCAUCGCUUUGCACAAUGUAAUUUUAAAUAUCAAACAUUCUUAAAUUGUGUUGAGUCACUUGAUGAUUACAUCUUUAUUUCCUUAAAAAUAUUACAAAUGAUCACCUAAACUGAGUUUUGUGGUUCAUUAUUGUAAUUGAAUACUUUUGCAUUGUAUAAAAUACAUUGAUAGCAAAUGUAUUGUAGCAAUGAAAUUGACGUUCUUCACUGUUAUUAAAUAAUUACUUGAUCAUUUCCUUAUAAGUCUCAUAUGUAAAUCUAAAUGGUUGAUUGUCAGAAUAGGCUUUGUUAUCAACAAAGUUGUUUGGAGACAGGUCCGCAUGUUAUGACCAGGUUGGGUUAUAAAUCUAACCCAUGAGUGAUGUCUGAUGAGAGAUGGCUUUAAUAGGCUUUAAAAUUAAAAUUUAACUUGUUUCUCACAAA